Molecule: messenger RNA, 4697 nt
Organism: Elaeis guineensis (African oil palm)
Lineage: Eukaryota; Viridiplantae; Streptophyta; Magnoliopsida; Arecales; Arecaceae
Source: RefSeq, a predicted model, not a curated record
UCUCUCGGUGACCCCAUCAGUACUGCUCUUUUUUUUUUUUUUCUUAAUUUUUUUAUUAGUUUCAGCGGGUGAGCGGAGUCCCCGAAUUUUCCCUAUUCUGCUCCCCUCCAUUUUUUUUCCUUCUCCCCGCCCCACUCUCUCUCGAACUUUCUCCAGUUUUAGGUUUUCUGAAAGCCCCGCUCCUCUUCCUCUCCUCCGCCACCGGCUUAGGGUUCCGGGAGGGGGCGCCGUCACUCUGCGGCGCAGCUCCUCCUCUGGCCUCUUGAAGUUUCCGUCCUGCUCCCUGGUUACUGGCUCGUCGCUCUUCUUUUCUUUCUAUUCCGGUUUGUUUGGAUGCUACGGGAAGAUUUUGAGAUCAUGGGCUUUUAUCUAGAUCACUUUUGAGCAGUGAUAUCUACUUUUAUGAACCUUGUAAGGUUUUGAGAUUGUGUGCUUUUUUCUGGAUCUUUGUAGGGCUGUAAUAUAUGACUUGCUAAGGUGACUGACGUCCCAGUACUGGAUAACUGUUGUUGGGAGGCAGUUGGUCCUACUUGCAAUAUCAGAUCCUGGUAUUGUUAACAGCUAUAAUUCUAUAUUGGAGAAUCUAUCUUGUUUUGAAGAUAUAUAUCUCUCUUUUGCACAUGAGUAUUCAUGAGCAUGAAGAGGAAACAUAGCCUAUUUUGGUUGAUACAUCUUAGAUGAAGGAAUCUAAGGGCAUUCUUAUAUCAUUAUAUCAUGAUGGAGUGCAACAAGGAAGAGGCUAUCAGAGCCAGGGACAUUGCCGAAAAAAGAAUGCAAAGCAAAGAUUUUACUGGGGCACGGAAGAUUGCUCUCAGGGCCCAACAGCUCUUUCCUGACCUGGAUAACAUCUCUCAGAUUUUAACUGUUUGUGAAGUGCAUUGCUCUGCUGCAGUUAAAGUCAAUGGGGAAAUGGACUGGUAUGGAAUUCUUCAAGUAGAGCCAUCAGCAGAUGAUUCAUCUAUCAAGAAGCAGUAUCGCAAACUUGCUCUUUUACUUCAUCCUGAUAAAAACAAGUUUGCAGGUGCUGAAGCUGCAUUCAAGUUAAUUGGAGAAGCACAUAUGACAUUGUCUGACCGUGCAAAGCGGUCCCUUCAUGACAUCAAAAGAAAUGCUAACACAAAAAUUGCCCCAUCAAGGCAGCCUUCUCAGCAAGCCAAGAAGACUCCCUAUGCUAGAAGCAAUGUUCAUAAUUUUAAUGGUUUGAACCAGCAGCAGCAACAGCCAUCAUCUUUCAGUGGUUCCCAGACUUUUUGGACCAUUUGCCCUUUUUGUUGCAUGAGAUACCAGUAUUACAAGACAAUAUUGAACAGAGCUCUCCGCUGUCAGAAUUGCUCAAAACCUUUUAUCGCAUAUGAUUUAAAUGCUCAAGCUGUGCCUCCUGGGACAAAUUCAGGCUAUUCAUAUAAUAGUUCUGGAAUUCCACCGCAGCAGUUUCCCGGUCAGCAAGCUCAUAAUACAAGCCAGCAAACUCAAUUCGGUAAUGCUUCUUCUAGUACUGCAUUUCAGGGUAAUGUGGGUGGGAACUCUGAACAUGGAUGUGGACCUGUGAACAAGGCAAAAGAAGAUGGUAAGCUUGAUGUUGAAGGUGGGGCAGGCAAUGAGGUGAAGUUUGAAAAAGUAAAGCUUAAAGAGGUGAAUAAGAAAGAGCAGGUAGCUAAGCCUUCUGUAAAGACAAGCCAGAAGAGGGGCAGAAAAGCGGUUAUUGAAUCUAGUGAUUCAGAUUCCAUUGAUGUUGAAGAUGUAGUUAUUGAAGAUGGUCUUGCAGAGCAGGGUACUGGCACAGAUGCGAGCCAUCAUCUGCGAAGAUCAACCAGGCUGAAGCAAAAUAUCACUUAUAAUGAAGAUGAAAGUGACGAUGAUGACUUCAUGAAUCCUUCUAGCCGUAAAAGGCUGAGAAAGGGUGGAUCAUCAUGUAAUGCUGAUCGGAGAGAGAAAGACUUGUCAGAUUGUGAUGCCAAUGGGGUUGAUGUGGAAACUAGUGAGAUCAAUAUUUUUGAUGAAAAAAUGGAGCGCAAGCAGACAGGAGGCACAGCACAUGAUGAAAAAUUGCCAAAUGAAAAUGAAGUGACCAAAGAUAAAUUGCAGGAAAGCAAACAAGGAACCAUUGAGAAAGCGGAAACAUCUCGAGCUGGGACUGAUUCUAGUGUUGAUUCUAGCUCAAAGGCUUCACCUAAUCUUGGGUCUCUUUCCUACCCUGACCCAGAGUUUUGUGACUUUGAGAAGUUCAGGAAUCCAGAACAAUUUUCGGUUGAUCAGAUCUGGGCAGUCUAUGAUAAUAUGGAUGGGAUGCCCAGAUUCUAUGCGCGGAUUAGGCAUGUCCAUGCCACAGACUUCAAGCUGCGGUUUACUUGGUUAGAGCAUGACCCCACAAAUGAAGAUGAAAUAGCAUGGUCUGAUGAGGAAUUGCCUGUUGCUUGCGGGAACUUCAGACUGGGGAAAUCAGAAGUCACCCAAGACCGGCUGAUGUUCUCUCAUGUUAUUUCUUGGAAAAAAGGCAGAAAAAGAAACUCGUAUGACAUAUAUCCUAGGGAGGGUGAGGUUUGGGCUCUUUUCAAGGACUGGGACAUUGGGUGGAGCUCUGAUCCAGACAAUCACAGGCUAUAUGAAUAUGAAAUUGUAGAAGUCGUUUCAGAUUUCGCAUUAGGCACUGGCAUAAGUGUUAUUCCAUUAGUCAAGUUAAGGGAUUUUGUGAGCUUGUUCAUCCGAGCAAAAGGCGAAAUAACAGCUCCAUAUGUCAUACCACCCAGCGAAAUACUUAGAUUUUCUCACAACAUUCCUUCUUAUAGGAUGACUGGAGCUGAAAGAGAAGGCAUUCCAAAAGGUUGUUUUGAACUUGAUUCAGCAUCCCUUCCUAAUAACUUUCAAGAGGUUUUUCAUUCCAUCAGUCUUGACAGCAUCAUGGAUAGAGGUGGAAAGUUGGAUAAUGAAUGUGGUGUUUUGCAUUCUAAGACUGCAGUUGCUGAAGAGAAGCCUGGAACUAUUACAGUUGAGGAAAUUGAGAAUAUGAAAUGUCAGGACGUUUCUCCUCAUGGGGCAAAUGAAGUUUAUGCGGAGAAACAUGACGCAAGUACAAGUCAGCAUAUGGCAGCAACUGCUUCAAAACAUGUAAAUGAAAUGAAGGCAUCCAGGGUAGAGAUUGACAAAGAUAAUGUAGAUUCUCAGGAUGCCGAUGCCGACAGUGAUGCUGAGUGUCAUGAUCCAUCUACAUCAUCAUCUCAAAUUCCGAUUACCUAUGAAUAUCCUGAAUCAGAGUUCCACAACUUUGAAGAAGGCAAGUCCAUCGAAAAGUUCGGGCAGGGUCAGAUUUGGGCACUCUAUAGUGAUAUUGACAAAUAUCCCAAGUAUUAUGGCUGGAUAAGGAAAGUUGAACUGGGGGAUUUUAGAGUGCAUGUGAUAUGGCUUGAGGCCUGUCCUUCAAGAGAGGAGGAGAAACAGUGGUUGGGAGAGGAGCUGCCAAUUGGAUGUGGAACAUUUAAAAUUGCUAGUGGGAGUAUUACAUUUGAUACUACAGAUACCUUUUCUCAUCUUGUAAAAGCUAGACCAGCUGGUAGAAAAAACCAGUAUGUUAUCCUCCCCAGCGUUGGUGAGAUUUGGGCUGUGUACAAGAAUUGGCGUGCAGGAUGGACCCUUUCAGAUUUUGAAAAUUGUGAGUAUGAUGUAGUGGAAAUUUGUGAGCAUACUGGUUCUAGCAUGAGAGUUUCGCUUUUAACUAAGGUGACUGGCUAUAGGGCUGUAUUCAGACCUGAAAGAAAAGGAAACACCAGUACCAUGAUGGAGAUACCGGAAGAUGAGUUUUUGAGAUUCUCUCAUCAGAUACCUGCAUUCCAGCUGACAGGUGAAAGAGGUGGUAAGCUACGUGGAUAUUGGGAGCUUGAUCCUGCAUCGGUGCCAGAGAUUUUUCUGUUUCCAAAUGUUGACUGAAACAUUAGGCUAAUGGGGGUCGGGAGUCUUUGACAAGUGUGACUAUGGUUUGUGACCUUUCAUAUGAUACUUGGGUUAUCAGAUCAGGUCCUCCCUGAAAAGGCAACAGGAGUGCCUCCCAGUUUGCUUCAGAAGUUGCAGAAUUUAUGUACUUCUGCUGGAUCCCAUUUGGAUGAUAGCUUAAAUUCUCUAUGCCGUGCUCUAGUUUUUGGAGGUUUCAAUCUGGUACCAGCUUGGGGAGGUUGCAGAUUGUGCAAUCGAUACAUUUUGCUAGUUGGAAAUGAAUCUUUCCAUUGGCCACACUCAUAUGUGUAGAUCUCUAGUCAUGCAACCAGAACUAGCUUGGUAAGAUUCUGAUAUUUAAUGCUUGCCGUUAGUUUCAUUUUAGCUAUCCCAUGUAUUGAGGCUUUUAGUGUAGCUGCAGUCUGCCAUUUUGGUAUAAUGAAGCCCUUAGAAGGCUGGCUGCUAAGACGUCAACAAGGUGUUGUGCCCCCCACGAUCAUGUCUCAUUUGUCUGCUAUUUUAAGUUCUAUUUUUGCUAAUAGCUUCCAUAGUUCUGAUAGAAUCAACCAGGGGAUUCAACCAAUUUUACUGUGGUGGUCAUUUUUAUAUCCGUGUUGCUAGUAUUCAUCUUUUUCUGCAGGGUACGAAUAUUACCAUGACAUCAAUAUCUUGUUGGAUUCAGAAGCCACUUGCUUUGUUGCAUUCAAAACAAUGUCCUACACUUUCUAUCCACAAGGGCUUUAAUAGAUGACCAUCCUUGAUUUUGUGCAAAA